This is a messenger RNA of Oncorhynchus mykiss (rainbow trout), 5499 nucleotides long. RefSeq lists its product as uncharacterized. NCBI's taxonomy places the organism in Eukaryota, Metazoa, Chordata, Actinopteri, Salmoniformes, Salmonidae. Gene Ontology annotation, cellular component: extracellular matrix. The record is from RefSeq and is a predicted model, not a curated record.
CUAAAGGCCUACUGAAUGGGUGGAUUAAAAAGGGAGGUCCUCCUCUACUUGUUAUGCCAUGUGAUCCCACAAUGCCUCAGCACAGGCCUUCAAUCGCAGAGGGUGUAUUUUUCCUCUGGAGCUGACAUUCAAACUGAGCAGGGCCUGUGUCCUCCGAUUAAGGUCGGAGAGGAUGGUUUCCCAGGUUUUUAUAUCAUGUCCCAGUUUCACAUUGCUGAGCUGGCCAGAAGAGGAACUGUUCAAAAGGGGCCUGGAUCAACCUCUCAGCAUGUUGCCUACAAAAUAGGGCCAGCAUUCAACUUCAGAAUUAACACAAGAUCAGCGUAUCCCCUUGGACUACCGGUUGAAUUUGCGUUUGUGACAGUUUUACGAAUGAACGGCAGUACCGUAACCAAGAACUGGAAUAUUUGGCAAAUGCUAGAUUUGAACGGCGAAGAGCAGCUUGCCGUUAGACUGAACGGAGAAUCGCUCUCUCUUGAAUUCACCUUCACAACAUUGAAUAAAACACGAGAGACGGCCGUUUUCCCUUUCCUACCGUUCCUCUUCAACUCUCAAUGGCACAACAUCUUACUGAAAGUCAGCAAGCGUUCUGUAACUCUGUUCGUGGAUUGCAUUAUGGUGGACUCUCAGAACACACCCCAGAGAGGUAUAGUCAACCUGGAUGGAUACACGUUGAUUGGAAAGCUGAAGGAUAACCCCGUUUUAGCAGUGCCAUUUGAACUCCAAUCGAUGCACAUUGAUUGUGAUGUGGGGCGACCACAGACCUGCAAUGACCUACCAGCCAGGACGUCGGUAAGAACCAUUGACAAAACAGACUGCAACCACGGUCAAAUUAUCAGACUUAAUUAUCAAAAUAGCCAGUACAGAGGCUGGUAUUAUCUAGUCCAGGCAACCAUUGUAAAUAAACAACAUGAAAGAUGCUUUGAUGCCUAUGGUACCUCUGGCGGUUCAGUUGGUAGAAACGGAUUCAGCCGGGUGACUUUUUUUGUCGGGGUCCGUCAACCCAACUCAUCCAAGAAAAAGGAAAACAUUUUUACCCGUUCUUGCUGUCCGGGAGAGGGAAGAGCAGGAGAGACCAUGGCUCACGGGCAACUUUUUUGGGUACUUUUGGUGCAGAUUGUCCUUAUUUGCUCCACACAGAGGGCCUCGGGCCCCGUCGGCCCUCCAGGACCCGCAGGUGUCCCAGGAAUUGAUGGUGUCGCUGGUGAGAGGGGAGACGACGGAGAGGAUGGCCCUGCUGGUCCUGAUGGAGAUGCAGGUAAACUAGGCUCAGCCGGGUUGCCAGGUGUGCCCGGGGCUGAUGGUUUGACUGGUCCUACUGGAGACGAAGGUCCCGAUGGUCCCCUUGGACAGAAAGGUGAACCCGGGAAACCAGGACCUCGUGGACUAGCUGGCGUUGGAGAUGAUGGACCCCCUGGACCCCCGGGGCCAGGAGGACUUCCAGGUGAUUUGGGCAAAGGUGGACCCCCUGGUGCUAUGGGAGUCAGAGGACCAACAGGACCCGGUGGAUCAGCAGGGCCGAGAGGUGCAGCAGGGAUGCAGGAUUUGAGUGCCGAGCUGUGCCCUGGUGCCUGUCCACCUGGGACACCUGGUCAUCCCGGCCUCCCUGGCAUGAAGGGUCACAAAGGAGUAAAAGGGGAAGGAGGAGAGCCUGGGAAACAAGGGCACAAGGGUGAAGAGGGUGACCAGGGAACCACAGGGGACCUCGGAUCCCAGGGCCCAACGGGUCCUCAGGGAAUCAGAGGCUCCACUGGAAUGAUGGGGCCCAAAGGUGGACUGGGAGCACGAGGACAUGAUGGAGAUCCAGGUCCCCAGGGUGUUGAAGGAGCCACUGGUGACCAAGGCCAGAGGGGCGUGAUGGGCGAGUCUGGUCCUAAAGGUGAUGAGGGAUCUCAAGGUGGAAGAGGAAUCACAGGUCUUCCUGGGCCCAAGGGAAAGGGUGGUUUGUCAGGAGUAGAUGGCCGUGAAGGUAUUCCUGGAUUGCCAGGUGGAAAGGGCACCAUUGGCAAGGCUGGGUCUCCAGGGGAGGUGGGGCUUCAGGGACUUCCUGGAUUACCUGGUUCUCCUGGCUCUAAAGGAACUGGUGGAGAGAAGGGUAGCUCUGGAGAGGCAGGUCUUCUUGGAACAAUAGGAUCUGCUGGUAAAACAGGAGAGCAAGGCAAAGCAGGAGGUCUAGGACCCAUUGGACCCAUUGGCGGACCGGGAGACAGCGGAGUACAAGGACCAGCCGGUCCACCGGGCAAACCAGGGGCCAGGGGACCUAAAGGGGAUCUUGGUCUUCCUGGUGUUCCCGGACCCCCAGGCCUCCCCGGAGUGAAGGGAGAGAGGGGAGAAGCUGGCGAGGGAGGACCUAAAGGGGAGCAGGGGGGACAAGGUUCUGAGGGAACCUCUGGAGACAAAGGAGAUGUUGGUGACCAAGGGGAAGCUGGACCCAAAGGAGUGGUUGGAAACCCAGGAGAGCCUGGUAACAGAGGGCCAGAGGGUAGCAGAGGGCAGCCUGGCAUCGAGGGCCCAGCUGGUACUCCUGGACCACGUGGCAUGCAGGGCAACAGGGGCGCACCAGGAAUCAGGGGGUCACAGGGACCGGCGGGUAAAGAACCAAGCGAUCAACACAUCAGACAAGUCUGCAUGAGAGUUAUGCAAGAGCAGCUAGCCCAGUUGGCUGCCAGUCUAAGGAGGCCGGAGUCUGGAGCAGCGGGCCUGCCUGGUAAGCCAGGGCCUCCUGGUCCUGCCGGACCCCCAGGGGACAGUGGCUUCCCUGGGCAGGCUGGAGCAAGAGGACUGCCUGGCCUCAAAGGACCUCCAGGACUCCUAGGACUCAAAGGACCCAAAGGUGAAUUGGGCGACAGAGGAGACCGAGGUCCCACGGUGCGAGGGGCCAAGGGCCAGCCAGGACCUCCCGGUCUACCAGGUGAGCCCGGAAAGCCUGGUUACGGCCAGGAGGGACGUGACGGCGAGAGAGGACCUCCAGGUGUUCCUGGCCAGGCUGGUGUACCUGGGCCUCCUGGUAAUGCUGGCCCCAACGGCUACUGCGACCCAUCGUCUUGCAACCUCAGACCGGGGGACAUUGACACCAGCAUCAAGGGCCCGGAGGGAACUAGAAACUAGAGCCACCAUCCAGUGGAGGCUGGUGUCACUUUAAAUCUGAGGACUGGAUCUAAUGGCUGUAAUGGAAUGAAUGGAAAAGUUUCAAACACCUUGGAUUCUGUUCCAUUUAUUCCAUUAGAGCCAUCACUAUGACCCAUCCCCCCUUCACCAGCUUCCACUGCCCAACACCCAGAGAGGGGUAGAGACAGAGACAGAGACUAAGAUGGCAGAUGGACAGCUCUCCCACCCCAACCCUGGGAGCACACAACAUCCUCACAGCCUCUCUACUCUGAAGGCUGUUGCUGUAAAGAGGUCCAUUCUAACGUAUCUGCAGUGUUUUGUGAGAGUGUUCUGUGCUAGCCAGAUCUCUAUGGGAUAUGAAGGAGUCUUCCACUUCCACAAAUGCGAAACAAAACUAAGUAUUUUGUUGCAAAACAAUAAUAAUCCUGAACCUGUUUGGACGUGUAACAGUUUUUUACAUGACAGAUUUUCUUUUUAUUUUGUUGUUUUCAGAAGUGGGUGCCCUAUUUUAAGAUAUUCAUGUUUUGAAGACUAUAUUUGUUUUUAUUCCACCGUCCCUGUAAACCUAGAUGUCCUUAAUAACCACCAGACAAAUAUCUGUCCUUAAUAACCACCAGACAAAUGACCUGUCCUUAAUAACAACCAGACAAAUACCUGUCCUUAAUAACCACCGGACAAUUAACCUGUCCUUAAUAACCACCGGACAAUUAACCUGUCCUUAAUAACCACCAGACAAUCACCUGUCCUUAAUAACAACCAGACAAAUACCUGUCCUUAAUAACCACCGGACAAUUAACCUGUCCUUAAUAACCACCAGACAAUCACCUGUCCUUAAUAACCACCAGACAAAUACCUGUCCUUAAUAACCACCAGACAAAUCACCUGUCCUUAAUAACCACCAGACAAAUCACCUGUCCUUAAUAACAACCAGACAAUCACCUGUCCUUAAUAACCACCGGACAAUUCACCUGUCCUUAAUAACCACCAGACAUGCACCUGUCCUUAAUAACCACCAGACAAAUACCUGUCCUUAAUAACCACCAGACAAAUACCUGUCCUUAAUAACCACCAGACAAUCACCUGUCCUUAAUAACCACCGGACAAUUCACCUGUCCUUAAUAACCACCAGACAAAUACCUGUCCUUAAUAACCACCAGACAAAUACCUGUCCUUAAUAACCACCAGACAAAACACCUGUCCUUAAUAACCACCGGACAAUUCACCUGUCCUUAAUAACCACCAGACAAUUUACCUGUCCUUAAUAACCACCAGACAAAUCACCUGUCCUUAAUAACCACCAGACAUUCAUUCACCUGUCCUUAAUAACCACCAGACAUUCAUUCACCUGUCCUUAAUAACCACCGGACAAUUAACCUGUCCUUAAUAACCACCAGAGAAAUUGCCUGUCCUUAAUAACCACCAGACAUGCACCUGUCCUUAACAACCACCGGACAAUUCACCUGUCCUUAAUAACCACCAGACAAAUCACCUGUCCUUAAUAACCACCAGACAAAUCACCUGUCCUUAAUAACCACCAGACAUCACCUGUCCUUAAUAACCACCAGACAUGCACCUGUCCUUAAUAACCACCGGACAAUGCACCUGUCCUUAAUAACCACCAGACAAAUCACCUGUCCUUAAUAACCACCAGACAUGCACCUGUCCUAAAUAACCACCGGACAAUCACCUGUCCUUAAUAACCACCAGACAAAUCACCUGUCCUUAAUAACCACCAGACAAUACACCUGUCCUUAAUAACCACCAUACAAUUCACCUGUCCUUAAUAACCACCAGACAAUUCACCUGUCCUUAUUAACCACCCGACAUUUACCUGUCCUUAUUAACCAUCUGGCUGUAUUUGUAUGUUCCCUUUCCUCCUCUCCUCUCACUGAAACAGCUGUAUACUGAAGCCAACAUGUUGAUUUCAGCAGCGGCUCCAUCCACAUCAAAUCACGCUAAUUCCUCCCCAAUAAAGUAAAACCAUAAAGCAAUACCAGGAUUGCCUUUAGCCCAAAGUGUAUUUUUUUGUAUUUGUAAUGUACUGCAUCAUGUUCUAUAUUGAAGUAUCAAUUACCAAAGAUAGACCUGGUGAAAAACAGUGAUAUCAGUUUGUACAGAAUGUACCUGGGGUAUUUCCAGCCCCCUGCUUUCCUUCCAGAAAUCUAAAUAAAGAGAUAGAAGAUAGGACUGACACCAAGCCACACUGACUGACGGACCUUCCAUAUGCGCUGUACAUCUCUGUAAAUUGUUUUCAAUUGUGGUUAAUUAUAUUUCCUACAAAAAAUAACUAUCCUAAUGAUUGAAUGUGAGGUUUGUUCUCAUUGUACAGUGUGAGGAGGAUUCUGAGAGAUGAUUAUUUUGAAAAUAAAUGGAAUAUUCCCUUUCACAGUA